UCACCCAGAUCAUUCAUUACAAAACAUACCACGUCGCUCCUUCCCCAAUGAAGCUUCCUUUCACCCGACCUCUCUUUCCUCCAGCUCAUCCUCUUCCUUCAGCUCAUUCUCAGCUCAUCAUCCUUUCUUCAGCUCAUCCUAUUGCCUUCGGCUCAUCCUCUUUCUUCCAGCUCACCUUCUUUCCUUCAGCUCAUCUUCUUUCCUUCAGCUCAUCCUCUUUUCUUCAGCUCAUCCUCUUUUCUUCAGCCCAUCCUCUUUUUUUCAGCUCAUCCUCCUUCCUUCAGCUCAUGUUCUUUUUCGUUCACCCAGCUCAUCCUCUUUUGCCCAGUGGGUGUUAAACUGUCUUCGAGAAUGGUUCUACCUCCGAUGAGUGUCGCGAAGCGACCACGCAUUGAGCACUAUCCGUAUCCUCCUAUCCCUCAGAGCAACCAAGACCGACUGAAAAAUGUGGCGGGGGAGUACAACCGCCCCUUCAAACUUCGUUGGAUAGAAUCACUCUCCCUAAGCCAGCUGGGCAUCUCUGCGGAAGUGGCCAUCAUGCGAGCGGAGCUGGCCACAGCCGUCACCAGGGAAAACGAAGGUCUCAUACGGAGCUUCCACCCUUCACUGGCCUCCCACGAGGAGGUCUGGGUUUCAGAAUCGGUUUUCGGGCCCCCUGUCUGGGUGGUUGGUGGCCCUGCGGACAAGGUCGAGGCCGCCGGGCAGCCCAUCCACUUCCACCCCGCUCAUUACAGCGAAUACAUAGGACUAAGCCCGUUGGUCUUUGUGUUUCAGUACCCACACUUUGGCCGCGACAUCAAUCCAAGGAGAUUCUUGACCCGCGAUGACCUGGAUGGCAUCCGGGAGUGCUUCCCAGAAGCAGUCGGCGUCGAGGUUUUAGUCGCUGGGUUUAUAGUUGUGCUCUUUGAAAAACGGAUUCAGAUCAAAAGGGCCUAUGAGCGUGCCUGGCCUAUUGAACUUGGGGGGCUGCUGGCAUUCUUUGAACUGGCCAACUACAGUUGUACAGCUGCUCCGAUGGCAGCGGGGGUGGGUGUUAGCACCGGCAGCGGCUACGAGCAUCGUCGAGCUGGAUGCAUGGGCCUGAGACUGCGACUGCCUGAUGGAUCCAGCGCCAUCACCACGGUUACACAUGGAUUUGUCGUCAACCCGAGUUCAUCCCUUCUGUCCCAGGUGGGGGCUUGGUGUCGAGGAUUCUACUCCCGAAUUAAGGAAGCACUCAUGAGCUAUCGCCCAGUCCAUGUGGAGGACGAAGAAGUCCCCCCCUACCUCUCCACUCCAGACGUACUGACCAACUGCCCGAUCGGCAAGCGGGUGUGGCUCGCUAAUUCUCAUGUCAAGAUUGGGACCAUCACACGAACCUUUGAUCGCCCCAGUGCAGUACGACCAUACCCCGCCGGCUACGCCCAUGAUCUGUCAUUGAUCACUGACGAGGCGCUCGUCGAGCUGGCAAGCCCCCCGGGGUAUCCACAGGUAACUGAGUGGGGUGAAUACGUUGCUGCACUGGAGCAACAGAGUGUUUAUGCUGUCUGCCACCAUAGUUACAUCGAUAAGUGGUGCUGCACAACGGGAACAGCAGACGGCACGCUCUUCAAAAGAGCCACGGUCGUCGGCAGCGGCUACACGUGGGAUAAGGAGUAUAGGACCCAGAACGCGUUUCUUUUAUGGCAUACUGGUAAGGAGAUUUCGCCUGCAGAUGGCUGGUCAGGGAGUCCACUGUGUCUUGGCCGCCCUCAAGACGCCACUGCCAAAGCAUUGGUGUUUCAGAACCUACAGCGGGCAUGCCGGCUGGGUCACUCAGGACAGGAGGUAUUGAUAAAAGGCGGCUUUCUUUUGCCAGCAGAAAUUCGCAAGUCGGAGAUUGAGAGUGCCAACGUUGAUGGCUCUCGAAAGUUCCACACAAGCCCCGUACGGGAGAGGAGCUCGGUCGAAUCAUACCGGCGGAUUGUGUCUGGGGUUUAAUCAUGUUAAGGUGGAUACUCUCUCACUCGAGCUUUGAGGUAAAGAUAGAAAAGGUUGGGAUAUUUCUCCCCAUCUGUUUUCCAAAAAGAAUUAAUAUAUCAUUAU
This is a messenger RNA of Aspergillus sclerotioniger CBS 115572, 2064 nucleotides long. RefSeq lists its product as uncharacterized. NCBI's taxonomy places the organism in Eukaryota, Fungi, Ascomycota, Eurotiomycetes, Eurotiales, Aspergillaceae. The record is from RefSeq and is a predicted model, not a curated record. The transcript is spliced from 2 exons. Bases 352 to 1959 code for a protein of 535 amino acids.